Molecule: messenger RNA, 2094 nt
Organism: Botrytis sinoallii
Lineage: Eukaryota; Fungi; Ascomycota; Leotiomycetes; Helotiales; Sclerotiniaceae
Exons: 3
Coding region: 1-2094 (697 amino acids)
Biological process (GO): fatty acid metabolic process
Molecular function (GO): medium-chain fatty acid-CoA ligase activity
Source: RefSeq, a predicted model, not a curated record
AUGGCUUCUAGAUUGUGUAUUGCGGGAGCGAAAGCAGGAACGGAAGCCAGAGCUGGAAUGCGGGGAUGGAGAUGUGGAGAUGGUUUGGGAAUUAAGUUGAGGAGUGAGAUGGCGAGAAGCCUAGGAGGUGGAGUGAGAGCUGGGAGUACAAUGAGAAGUAGAGUUGGGUUUGGGCUUGAAAUGCGCUUUCAAAGGAGAGGUCUGUUGACAGAGAGUUAUAGUGCUGGACCUAACGAGCCGCCACUUCUCCAGCAUACUAUUCCCCAGCAUUUCCGCAGCAUCGUCAACGCUCAUGGUGAUAACCUUGCACUCAUAUCUCGCUCCCAAAAUGUAAAACUUACAUAUCGAGAAUUGGAUGAGAAGAGUAAUGUUAUAGCAUGUGGGUUGAGAAAUUUGGGUGUGCAGAAGGGAGAUAGGGUAGCUGUUAGUCUGGGGAACGGAUGGGAGUUUGGAGCAAUCACUUAUGCAAUUUGGAAAUUGGGUGCUGUGUUGGUACCGUUAAAUCCAGCAUUUAAUACGAAACAAGUGGUGUCGGCCUUGAACCACUUGGCGGCUUCUCACCUGAUAAUUGGCCAUGAAACACAUUUACCGUUUAAGCCCCCCAGGGACAAUACACCUUUACUGAAAGAUAUCAUUGGGGAUCUCAGGCAACUCGCGAAUGAUUGGAAGAGUGGAGCUGUUCCAAGUUUAAAGAACGUUGUUCUCGUGAAAAGUCCGAAUGAUGAACUUGCGAGUUUGCCAGCUACCAUUGAUUUUCAAACGAUGAUGUCGAUUUAUGGAUCAGAUAAAGAGAAGGAAGUCUUUCCAAAUCAGGAAUUGCAUAAAGAUGAUGUAAUCAAUAUUCAAUUCACAUCAGGUACAACUUCGACUCCUAAAGCAGCUUGCUUGACCCAUCAUUCAAUUCUCAACAAUGGCUAUUUUAUCGGCUCUCGUAUGGCUCUCACACCAUCAGAUAUAGUCUGUUGUCCACCCCCUUUAUUUCACUGCUUCGGUUCUAUUCUCGGAUAUAUGGCAACCGCUACUCAUGGCAGCACAAUUCUGUUUCCUUCCCCUGCUUUCAAUCCUUCGGCAACUCUUCUAAGCAUUCAAGAAAACAAAGCCACAGCUCUUUAUGGAGUUGCCACUAUGUUUCUCGCCGAACUCGAACUUCUUUCUACGGGUGCCAUUCCUCAUACUGGCUUUGAACAUUUACGCACAGGUAUCGCAGCUGGUUCUUCCGUUCCUAAAUCCUUGAUGGAAAAGCUUCAUAAACAAUUAAAUCUUACUGGUCUAACAAUUUGUUAUGGAAUGACAGAAACGAGCCCCGUUUCUUGUAUGACGACUCCAACUGAUCCGAUGGAAAAACGACUUGAUAGCGUGGGGAAGCAAUUACCUCAUGUAUCUACUAAAAUCGUCUCACCCUCUGAUCCCAAUAAAGUUCUGCAAUUAGGUCAACGCGGCGAAUUGGCCGUCUCGGGAUAUCUGGUUAUGAAAGAAUACUAUGCAGAUCCAAAUCGCACCGCAGAAGUCUUGAUCACCGAUAAAGAUGGGAAGGUUUGGAUGAAGACGGGCGAUGAAGCUAGUAUGGAUGAAGAAGGUUAUGUAAAGAUUACGGGGAGGAUUAAAGAUCUGAUUAUACGGGGAGGAGAAAACAUCCAUCCGCUUGAAAUCGAAGACUGCAUCUUUGGUAUGGAAGAUGUUAGGGAGGUUAGCGUGGUUGGAAUUUCAGACCACAAAUAUGGAGAGGUAGUUUGUGCGUGGAUUGUACCUAGACAGGGUGUGAGCCGAGGAUCGGAUGAUGCGGGGGUCACGAACGAUAUUAUGAGUUGGGAAACUUAUGAAAAACUUGUGAAGAACGGAAUUAAUGCCAGCAGCCAUAAUGAGAUCUUCAAAGCAGAAGCCGGAGCUAAAACCACGGAGGGAGAAAAGGGCCAAGCCCCAAGACUCACUAAAGAAGCAAUUCGACACCAUGUGAGGACACAUUUGAGUGGGCAUUUGGUUCCGAAAUAUAUCUUCUGGAUGGAUGAAUAUCCAAAGACGGCUAGUGGGAAGAUUCAGAAGUUCAAGUUGAAGGAGAGAGCGGAGUGGAUCAUUGGGAGUGGAGGAGAACACUAA